AUGAACUUCUCUUUGAAACAUCAAUCGAGUGCACAAACCAUCGAGACCGAGCUAGACGAGGAGCAAUUCGCCAUUUCGCCAUAUUAUUUACUUCCUUAUGAUGCCUCCGAAGAGGAUGAUGAUGAUUAUGACAAUAUUUCUUUGGCCACUAAUACUAGAUUCAUUGAUGUUGGUUGGGGUGGUAAAGACUUACAAGACUUAGAGGACAUCGAUUUCGAGUUCGUUUACGCUCUCCACACUUUCGUCGCUACGGUCGAGGGUCAGGCCAAUGCGACCAAAGGCGACACCAUGGUGCUACUAGACGACAGUAAUAGUUACUGGUGGCUUGUAAGGGUGGUCAAGGAUAGCAGCAUAGGAUACUUACCAGCAGAACACAUCGAGACGCCUACUGAAAGGCUAGCGCGUCUCAAUAAGCAUCGGAACAUUGACCUAUCGGCAACAAUGCUUGGCGACCAGGCAGAGAAGAUCAAGGGUACUGCUAUACUGCCUGCCAUAAGGAGAAGAAAGAAAACUGUCACCUUCACGGCUCCGACUUAUGUUGAUUAUUCCGACCCCGAGUUUUCCAGUGACGAGGAGGACGAUAGCGAAAAGGAACUCGAAGAGCAGGGUUCACAGCAACAGAAACAAGAGCAGAAAGGGCCUACCGAUGAUGCCUCAGAUGAUGAAUCCGCAAAGGUGGAACCGCUCAAGCCUAAGGGUCUACAGAAACAGGUCAAAUCGGACUCUACCAAGACUGAUGAUAAGGACAAUACGCUGUCGCCUGUUCAAAACGACCGCAGGGAUAGUAGUGACAUUUUCGAUCAUAAGGGUGAGCGGGUUACAAGGAACGGUACUGUUAGGAACACGGAUUCUUUCUUUAAGGAUGAGACGAUAGAGACUAAGAAGAUCACGUUGACUCCUGGCCUGCUACGGGACGAUAACGAGCCGCGGAUCUCAAGCGACUCGAAGGAGUCACUGCGGCAACGACCAAGUUUGGAUAAAGAGCUUACGCCUGACAGAAAUAAGGACGAUAAGAAGAAGCGAGAGAAGGAUAAGAAGGAGAAAGAAAAGAAGCCAAGCGCGAUUCGGAGUUUCUUCUCGAGGAAGGAUAAGAAAAAGUCCCUUGAUGAUGACGACGAUUCGUUUGGCAAGAGGUCCCUGGAUGCCACUGCUGAAAUGACGGAGAAGGAAGCGGAGGAAGCGCACGCAGCCGAUGCGGAUCUGUCGCCCGAAAAGGCUAACGGACCUCAGCGGAAUACAAGUAAACUUCAGAAGCACCAGCCCAGUACCGACCCUUCGCCUACUCGCAAACCUGCUAUCGCGCCGUCACAGGCUGGUUCAGAGCGCGGUCCUAUGCUAGCGUCAGAAACUAGAAGUAACAAUGUAGCGAACGUACCGCCGGCGACAUUGAGGAUAGUGGAGUCUGAUCGGCUUGAAAGUCCAGACCGAUCAUCUCAGAAGAACGAGAAGGGCAGCUCGAGGUCGGUCAUUACGAAGGAAAGCAAGCCACAGAAGGUUACCAAAGCGAAGUCAAGACUCGAACUUGAUGACUUCGAUUCGCCCGAGGAAGAUGAAACUGCGUCACAGUCGACCAGGACACCUCCGGAACCCACACGGCAGCCUGCCGAGACGAAGCAAACGCGACCAACUCUGCCGGGAGCAUAUCCAGAUAGUUAUGUCAGCACUCUAACAUCAACAUCAGAGCUCAGUGACCAAACGAUAAAGCCCCAACGCUCCGCCGACGAAGAGCGGCUCUCGGAAUCUCCUGUUCAGGUCUCACCGGUCAUGUCAUCGAACCCACCCGCCCUCAUGGUCGAUACUUCCAGUCAGGAAGGCCAAUCUUCUCCUGCAUCAUCUCCAUCGCCAGAGCUAGUGGACACGGACAAUAGGACUCACGCAAAGCAAGACUCGGUGACGACAUCGACGUCGGUAGCGACUACGCCGACUUGGAACGACGCCAGCCUUCGUGCAUUCUUCGACUCGGGCUCCGAUAUUAGGGAUCUGCUGGUCAUCGUCUACGACAAGAACGAUGUGGCGCCCGCGGGCCCUGAACAUCCUGUCAUUGGCUCUCUGUUCCGUGAGCAGAACGCAAGAUUAGCUGAAAUUACGACGCAAUUGGAUAAUAUGCUUGGGGACUGGUUAGCCCGUAAGCAACGCCUUCGAGGCACGGUGUAG
Molecule: messenger RNA, 2154 nt
Organism: Daldinia childiae
Lineage: Eukaryota; Fungi; Ascomycota; Sordariomycetes; Xylariales; Hypoxylaceae
Product: Tip elongation aberrant protein Tea4
Exons: 4
Coding region: 1-2154 (717 amino acids)
Biological process (GO): establishment or maintenance of actin cytoskeleton polarity
Cellular component (GO): microtubule cytoskeleton; cell tip
Molecular function (GO): protein binding
Source: RefSeq, a predicted model, not a curated record